UUGUCACCUGAAAGGGGGAGGAGCCUAAGGUGCUUCAAGAUGCUUAAAGUUACCUGGAAGGGGGCGGAGCCUCAGGUAUGGAUCAGGAUCAGGACUAACCAGUUCAGACUCCAUUUAGCAGCAGAGCAGAGUCUGGAUCAGAACUUCCAGAAGAUGGAAGAUCUGGAUCUAAAGGAGAACAGAGCAGAACCUACAGGAUCCAUCAGUCCAUCCAUGAGGAGUGACGACUCCAAACGAAAACCUCCAGAGUUCAGUACUGAACCUGGACCAUCAGAACCAAAAGGGCAGAACCACAGAUGGGGAGCAGAACCUCAAGGAUCCAUCUGUCCCUCAAUGAGGAGUGAUGCCUCCAAACGAAAACCUCCAGAGUUCAGUACUGAACCUGGACCAUCAGAACCAGAGAGCAGCUUUGGUGAGGAGGAGCAUCCAUCCUGCUGUGCUUUGGGUCAGAAUGUUCUGAUGGAUCCGGUCUGUACCAGCUGCCCCCCGUGUGGGAAACAACCCAGAACAGGAUCUGGACGGCUGACAGCCAAUCAGAGCAGCUGUUCUCCAGAUGUUGGUCUGCAGGAGGUUCUAGAGGAACAUAAGAUCAGUCUGAGGAGUAGAUGUGAAUGUGUGACUGAGGGAAGUGAUGAAACAGGAAGUAGAUCCCUCCUCAACAGGAUCUACACUGAUCUCUACAUCACAGAGGGACAGAGUGACGAGGUUAACACCCAGCAUGAGGUGAAGCAGCUAGAAAGAGCUUCCAAGUUCCAGAACCUCCAUGUUUCUGCAAUCAGAUGCCACGACAUCUUUAAAGCUUUCCCUGAUCAACAUGGAGCCAUCAGAGUGGUUCUGACCAAUGGCGUUGCUGGUGUUGGAAAAACCUUCUCAGUGCAGAAGUUCACUCUGGACUGGGCUGAGGGACUGGAGAACCAAGAUGUCAGUGUGGUGGUUCUGUUUUCGUUCCGGGAGCUGAACUUGAUCAGAGAUGAGCAGCACAGUCUUCUCACGCUGCUCCAUGUUUUCCAUCCAACUCUCCAGAAGCUCCCAGCAGAGCAGCUGGUUAAAUGCAAACUUCUCUUCAUCUUUGACAGUCUGGAUGAAAGCAGAUUUUCACUGGACUUCAACAACAGUCAGCUGGUUUCUGAUGUCACCCAGAAAUCAUCAGUCAAUGUUCUGCUGACAAACCUCAUCAAGGGGAACCUGCUUCCCUCGGCUCUCAUCUGGAUAACUUCCCGACCUGCAGCGGCCAAUCAGAUCCCUCCUUCAUGUGUUACCAGGGCAACAGAAGUACGAGGCUUCACCGACGCCCAGAAGGAGGAAUACUUCAGGAAGAGGUUCAGUGAUGAAAAGCUGUCCAUCAGAAUCAUCUCCCACAUCAAGACCUGCAGGAGCCUCCACAUCAUGUGUGGAAUCCCAGUCUUCUGCUGGAUCACUGCUACAGUUCUGGAGAACAUGUUGACCUCAGAGCAGAGAGGAGAGCUGCCCAAGACCAUGACUGACAUGUACUCACACUUCCUGCUGGUCCAGACAAAGAGGAAGAAGAACAAGUACCAUGGAGGACAUGAGACAAGGUCACAGGAGCUGAUGGAGGCUGGCAAGGAAGUUCUUCUGAAACUGGGGAGGCUGGCAUUUGAACAUCUGGAGAAAGGAAACAUCAUGUUUUACCAAGAAGACCUGGAGCAGUGUGGUCUGGAUGUCACAGAGGCCUCGGUGUACUCAGGAGUUUGUACAGAGAUCUUCAAAAGAGAGAGUGUGAUCUUCCAGAAACCAGUUUACUGCUUUGUUCAUCUGAGCAUCCAGGAGUUUCUGGCUGCAGUCUACAUGCUCCACUGUUUCACCAGCAGGAAGUCAGAGGUGAUCAAGACGUUUCUGGGAGAAGAAUACAGAGAAACAUCUCUAGAUGAGUUCAUGAAGAAAGUCAUGAAGAAAUCCCUCAGCAGUAAAAAUGGCCACCUGGACCUGUUUGUCCGCUUCCUUCAUGGUCUCACUGUGGAGUCCAACCAGAGAGUCUUAGAAGAUCUGCUGGGUCAGACAGAGAACAGUCCAGGAACCAUCCAGAGAAUCAUCACCAACCUGAAGGAGAUGAACACUGAUAGAAUCUCUCCUGACAGAAGCAUCAACAUCUUCUACUGUCUGGUGGAGAUGAACGACGUCUCAUUUUAUCAGGAGAUCCAAUGGCUGCUGGAUUCAGGGAAGGAGCUCUCAGUGACUGACUGUUCAGCUCUGGCCUUCAUGCUGCAGAUGUCAGAGGUUCUGGAUGAGUUGGACCUGGAGAAGUACAACACAUCAGAUUAUGGACGACAGAGACUGGUUCCAGCUGUGAGGAACUGCAGAAAGGCUCGACUUGGUGGCUGUUGGCUCGAAAAUUAUGAAUGUGAAGUUUUGGCCUCGGCUCUGAAGUCCAACCCAGAUCUGACUGAACUGGAAAUAAAUCAGAUCUUCAUACAUGGAGGUGGAGACUCUGAUAUGAAGCCUCUGGUUGAGAUCCUGGAGAGUUCAGUCAGUAAAGUGAAGAUUCUGAGGUUGUGGAAAUGCAGUUUGUCAGAGACCAGCUGGACUUCUCUGUUCUCAGCUCUGAAGUCCAACCCGACCCAUCUGACAAGACUGGACCUGAUCGGAACCAACCUGGAAGGUUCUGGAGUGAAGGAGCUCUGUGGUUUUCUACAGACUGAAGGCUGCAGACUGGAGACAUUGAUAUUGAUGAGCUGCAGUUUGUCAAAGAUCAGCUGUGAUUAUUUGGCCUCAACUCUGAAGUCCAACCCGACCCGUCUGACAGAUCUGGACCUGAGAUACAACAACCUGGAGGAUUCAGAUGUUCAGCAGCUGAAGCGUUUUGUAAAGACUUUAGAGUAA
This is a messenger RNA of Xiphophorus hellerii (green swordtail), 2838 nucleotides long. Its product is annotated as NLR family CARD domain-containing protein 3-like. Bases 40 to 2838 code for a protein of 932 amino acids. The transcript is spliced from 8 exons. Lineage: Eukaryota; Metazoa; Chordata; Actinopteri; Cyprinodontiformes; Poeciliidae. The record is from RefSeq and is a predicted model, not a curated record.